Centropristis striata (black sea bass) is the source of this 4188-nucleotide messenger RNA. Its product is annotated as guanine nucleotide-binding protein G(olf) subunit alpha. The record is from RefSeq and is a predicted model, not a curated record. Gene Ontology annotation, biological process: adenylate cyclase-modulating G protein-coupled receptor signaling pathway. Gene Ontology annotation, cellular component: heterotrimeric G-protein complex. Gene Ontology annotation, molecular function: G-protein beta/gamma-subunit complex binding; G protein-coupled receptor binding; GTPase activity. The transcript is spliced from 12 exons. Lineage: Eukaryota; Metazoa; Chordata; Actinopteri; Perciformes; Serranidae. Bases 298 to 1818 code for a protein of 506 amino acids.
CGUUUUUUUCCAAGGUUGUGCUUUUGGUUACUUACGGUAAGAUGGACCCGCAGUGUCCACUAAAGGAUCAGGUGAUCCACUAACUACGAAGCGAAGGCUGACUGGGGAAAAUGCAAAAUGACAUAUAGCAAAUGUCGGAGCAUAAUUCAUUCACAUUUUCGGCUCAAUUUUGGACUUAAAUCGCACCGCUGGAGCUCCAACGUAACGAUGGCUCGUUAGAGCUGGUGGCGCAACUGCGAUUUUUUUGAUAUUUUAAUUUAUGAGAAAUCACAUUCACAGACAAAUAUUGGUUUCAACAUGGGGCUGUGCUACAGUUUGCGUCCCCGGCUCUUCGGGGACCUGAGCGGGUCUAUCUCCAACGCUACCUCGGACUCGGAUCAGCCUCCGGACGCCGCCGUGCCGACCCGCGCCGUGGGAGCUCGCCAGGAGGACACCGGGGGAUGCGGGGAGACUUCGUCGCUACGCGGCGGCGGCGGCCCGGUGCGCCCCGGGGACCCUGCCAGGCUCCCGGCCGGGGAGCACCGCCGUGGAGACACCGGUACCGACGGUGUGCUCAUACAAAACGGAGGUGGCGGCGGCGGAGGAGGAGGUGGUGGUGGCGGUGGCGGAGGCAGCGGCAAGGGGACAGGAAAGGACCGCGGCCGACGCUUACAGCUGCUGCAAAAGACUAGCACCCAAAAGCAGAAAAACUGGGACAAAUUGCUGGUGGAGGAGAAGGAGGCCGAGAAGGAGGCGAAGAAAGUCAGUAAGAAUAUUGACAGGGCGCUGAAGGAGCUCAAACGGGAGUACAAACAGACGCAUCGGCUGCUGCUGCUCGGUGCGGGAGAGUCCGGAAAAAGCACCAUUGUGAAGCAGAUGAGGAUCCUACACGUCAACGGCUUCAACGCGGAAGAAAAGAAACAGAAAAUCCAAGAUAUUCGGAAAAACGUGAAGGAUGCCAUAGUGACUAUAGUGUCUGCGAUGAGCACUUUAAUACCCCCAGUCCCGCUAGCCAACCCAGAGGACCAAUUCAGAAUCGAAUACAUCAAAAGCAUAGCACCCCUCUCCGACUUUGACUACUCACAGGAGUUCUUUGAUCACGCAAAGAAGCUGUGGGACGACGAAGGAGUGAAGGCAUGCUUUGAGAGGUCCAAUGAGUACCAGCUCAUCGACUGUGCACAAUAUUUCCUGGACAGAAUUGACUCUGUAAGACAGAACGACUACACACCAACGGACCAGGACCUGCUACGCUGCCGAGUGUUAACUUCAGGGAUUUUCGAGACGAGGUUCCAAGUAGACAAAGUCAACUUUCACAUGUUUGAUGUUGGAGGCCAGAGAGAUGAAAGGAGAAAAUGGAUCCAGUGCUUUAACGACGUCACUGCUAUCAUCUUCGUGGUGGCCAGCAGCAGCUACAACAUGGUAAUAAGGGAAGACAAUAACACCAACAGGCUACGGGAAGCCCUGGACCUCUUCCGCAGUAUUUGGAACAACAGAUGGUUACGCACUAUAUCGGUCAUAUUAUUCCUGAACAAGCAGGACAUGCUGGCUGAGAAAGUAUUAGCUGGAAAAUCCAAAAUUGAAGACUACUUCCCCGAAUAUGCUCGCUACACCAUACCAAAUGAAGCAACUCCUGAACCUGGUGAGGACCCAAGAGUGACGAGAGCUAAGUUCUUCAUCCGAGACGAGUUUCUUCGGAUCAGCACUGCGAGUGGCGACGGCAGACAUUACUGCUACCCGCACUUCACCUGCGCCGUGGACACAGAGAACAUCCGGCGGGUGUUCAACGACUGCCGGGACAUCAUCCAGAGAAUGCACCUGCGGCAGUACGAACUCUUGUGAUGGGAGACCGCCUCCGUCAGCCUUCUGUGUUUCUCUCCACCAUUCUGCAUCCUUGACGAACCCUUCCUCCUCCUCCUCCUCCUCCUCUUCCUCCACCUUACCUUCCUCCUCACCCCUCCUCCCUCAAAGAAACCCUCAACGACCCCCUGACCACCCCUCCUGUCGAGGACUAUGAAGUACUACUGAAGUGUGUCAAAUCCUCUUCCUCUUCUUAACUUCUUAGCUUUUUGUACUUCUUUUUUUUUCUCUCUCUUUUGAGACCGAUUCAUCCCCAUUUCACCGAUGUGAAAGGAAGGUUGGGGAACAAAGUUGUUGCGUGCCGCUUGUUGUUUUUUUUCUUCUUUUUUUAAUCCUUCCUUUUGAAUGCCUUGAUUUUUGUCAUUCCACUAAGCCUUGGGCUACCUCUUUUUUUUUUUUUUUUUUCUUUUUCUUUUUUUUUUCUUUUUUGCCCCUUUGUGUCCUUCUAUUUUUGGGCUUUUUGUCAUUGGACCUGGACUAGUGGGUGUGGAAACAUAAAAACACAUCUACAGGACCUCAGUGUAGAGGCAGUGUGUGUGUGUUAACGUGUGUGUGUAAUGAAGACGAGGAGGAAUGCCAUGUGAACGAGCGCAUGUGUGUUUAUGUUUGUGUGCCAGUUAAAUCAGGCGUCACCACCAUGGCCCCCUAUUUUUUUUUUUGUUGUUUUUUUUUUUUUUGCCCCAUCACCCCCUCUGACCUGCUUCUUCUCUCCGCGUGAAAGACGACUGGACGCCGGCGGAGAGGAGUGGACGGAGGGGAGCCGAGAGUGGAUGAAGAGAUAAAUGCACUUUGCAUCAGGUUCCUUAAUUUUUUUUUUUCGUUUGUUUGUUGUUGUUGUUGUUUUUUCUCCAGAGGAAGCAUACACACAAUGUAGCAUCACAAUAUUUAUUACCCUGUCACGAUGUUAGCUUGCCGAGCUGCAGGGUGCACCGAGCAGCCGAGAGACAUGUGGAGCGAAAGAUUUAAAAAAAGUAGGAGGAGGGCAGGAAAUACACGAAGAAGGAUUUAAAUGAAGGAAAAGGGACUGAGCUCUCUGCACCUUAGCCCUGCUGCCUCCACGGACUCGGACCUGCCUCCUUUUUCCACACAAACCAUCCUUUUAGCUUAGAGAUACUGAUGGGAGGGGAGGGUGGGGCGGGUGGAGGAGGGGAGGGGGAACGGGAGAGAAAAAUGUAUUGUUCUCUUUCUUUUUUUUUGUUAACUUGUACACUGUGCAAGGUUGAAUUAUCCUGUACAGACUGUAAAAUGUAAUAUUAUUUUGUACAACUUAAUUGAAAGAAAAACAAAUCUACUUGUAGAUCUUUGUGCCUUGAUUAUGGCUGUACCUGUAAAUGAGCUCAGAUGUAAGUAUGUUUUCGACUGCGCUGUACAGCUUGAUGUCAAUCUCUAUCAGCAGCGGAAGACUGCGGGUAGGGGACUUUCUCUGUAGAGUUUAGUUUUUUCUGGUUUAUAAAAAAAAGGAAAUGCUGUUUAGUAAAAAAUAAAAAAUAGGGAAAAAAUCCUAAAAACCUGUAUACAUUAUGCAAAUUAACCACUUACCUGCAGUGAAGACCAGAUGUUGCAGCGCCAUGCCUUUUUUUUUCGUCUUCUUCUUUUUUUUCUUUUUGUUGGUUUUCUUUUUCCUCCUUUUUUUUCUUUUUUUUUUUUCUUUUUUUAAAGAAAAAAACUUUUUAUUUCUUUUAAAUUUCACAGCUUUAAACAAACAUUGGAAAUCCAUUGAAAGUGUCCAAAUUGCAACCUGGUGUUGUUUUAAUAGGAACCAACGUUUUUUCGAUAUGAAGUGUGUCUGAGAUCUGUACUGAUGUGCGUGCCUGUGCGCAUGUGUACAUAAAACAAACAUAGACUCACAGACGCAUCGUGUGUGUGUGCGUGUGUGUGUGCGCGUGUGUGUGAGGGCGAAUGUGCAUUGUGUGUAAAAUUUUAUAAAUGUAUGUACAUGUAAAUUUAUAGGUCUAUAUAAAUAUAUAUGUACAAUUAUACAUGUUUAAUUAUGUGUGUGCCUAGGUGUACAUACCUAUGUAUGUAUACGGUAAAUAUGUAUACAUACACACAUAGGAAAGCAUGUUUAGAAUGGAGAUGAAUAAAUGAGAGCGUGCAAUAUUAGUAAUUCUUUGGUCCUUUGGAGCCAUACCCGAUGGCACAGGCACUAUGAAUGUGUGAGCAGCACCCAACAAGACAAGCUCGUCUCCUUGUACAAACAGCAUCAGCCUUUUCUUCUGCUACAGUACACGUCUAUCCCCAAAAGAGAGUGAACUGACUGGAGGUGCAAAAACCUUGUUUGGCCUGGGAGGAUGAUUAAAUGACAUUUUUAUUUUCUUUAAAUAAAGAGGCACAUUAGAGGACUUUGCUUUA